Molecule: messenger RNA, 3113 nt
Organism: Copidosoma floridanum
Lineage: Eukaryota; Metazoa; Arthropoda; Insecta; Hymenoptera; Encyrtidae
Product: lymphocyte antigen 6G
Source: RefSeq, a predicted model, not a curated record
CGUGUGCCUCUUCUCCUCUCCCGCCAACUAUACUUUUACUUGGCUGUCACACGUAUUUAUAUCGUCCUCCGUAUAAUAUACAUUGUCUCCAACUCCCUCUCCUCCUCCUUAUCCUCGUACGACCCGUUGUUUGGUGCGACGAGGAAAAUCGCGUUGUCGCGUGACCCCACCGUCUCGGUACAAAAAAAUCGGUUGGUACCGGUGGUACUCGUUGACCGUUUCGUGGGCAAAAUAUCACAGGCACGCGACAAAUACGUAGCCCCGGUGUUCAGGACAGAAGAGAGACCCGAUCGGGUGUGCACGACUACCGCAAAGCCAGUUGUCGAAUAAAAACGCGAGUGCCUUUCCCCGGUUGAGAUUGUGGUUGGCGAAGGGAGUCGAGGAAUAACACGAAGAUGGCUCGUGCUUCACCGUCGGUCGGACCUGCGAGGCUGUGGCUUCCGGUGCUGCUCGUUGCUCUGCUCGCUUGCGUCGGAGUAGUGCAAGGAUUGAGUUGCUACAAGUGCGGCCAGUACAACGACGGCGUAGGCAGCAUCACCCCCUGCAUCAACUACACGGGCAUACAAUUGCAGGAGUGUCCCAAAACAUCCGAGUACUGCAUCAAAUACGUGAGCGAGGGCUCAACUGUGCGGGACUGCGUGCCCACGUGCGUCGAAAAGGAGGCCUGGAGCACGAGGACGUACUGUUGCAAGGAGAACGGCUGCAACAGCGCGCCCACCGUAACGUCGAGCAACAGUUUUUGGCUACUGUCGAGCUUGGCGCUCGCAUUGCUGCUGCAACAGCUUCCGCAACGUCGUGGCUAAUGCGUAUACGUAUGAUGCGCCGAAAAUAAAAUAAUAAAAAAAAAAAAUAAUAAAAAAACGCGCCCUCAAAACUCCCAACGGCAUCACUACACGCUAUACAUCUCUGAACUUGUUAGCCAUCGCCCGAAGAUCAUGGCAUACACAACACGCACCGAGGAGAGAAAGAGAGAUAUGGGCAGCGCCCGAUAUAAAUACAUUAUAAUAUAAUAACACGCAUACACAUAGUAAUAUAAAAAUAAUGAUAAUUGUCACAACUACCGAGCAGUCCUCGCCUUAACGGACGACACUACCAUCAUUUUCCGCUUUACGCAUACAUACACUUGUACCUAUUGUCGUACAAAAGUACACCCAUAAUAUGCGAUCAAUUACAUUUUGACACACGCCUAAUAUGCAUACCCACCGAAGCACCGCUACUCUAUGACUAUACUAUUGUAAUACUUGUAUAUGCCUAUAUAUACCAUUAUACUUCUGUGCCCAGAUUCUCUUUCCGAUUUUAAUACGUACCCACGCGCAUAUGAUACGUACAUAUGCUGUACGGACGGCUUUCGAUGAAAUACAAUUAUACGCAUACCUAUCCACACACGAGUACAUGACCGAUCGAUCGGCUUCUCCUCCUUUGGACACGCGAGGGGUGAUUUCGAGGUACCGCCGACACAAGCAAUGCGUUUUUCUAUUUCCAUCAGCUUGAAAUAAUUGUAGAGCCCGCGGAUCGCUUAUUGUUGGUAUUCAAUGAUUAAUCGCAUCUCUUAACUAUAUAUAAUCGAGCAUACAUACGGUGACGCCGGUACACCCCCGCGAAUCGAUCGGAGGUAAGUAGAUGCGGUCGGCCGGUCUUCCCCCCCUCCCCCGCCACAUCGAGAUUGGGCCGCGGUACUCCCUUCGUUUGCUCACCAGGUUCCCGCAGGGAGAGCAGCUGCCACUCGCUUCGGCAAUUUCCAUUUUUCGCUCCGCUUUCUUUUCCCUCUCUUAUUUUCAUUGCGAGUAGAGUCGCCGCGCGUGUGAGCACCCCCGGGGCUGAAUUUAAUUUCGAAAAAGUUUCGAGCGUAUACGUGUGAGCCUGUUUUUUCUUUCUUUUUGUCCGACGGAGAUAAUCGCUGAGGGGAAAAACACACCGGGUGGAAAAAUCAACGAGAACGUGUAUUCAAGGGAUCGGGGAUGUAUUUCAAUUAGACAUUUUUGGGUCCGGGCGGGAAAAACUGGGUCUCUGGAAUACAAAAAAGAAAUCACACGAAAGAGAGGAAUUGCAGCUAGAGAUGGAGUAAUUUAUCGCUUUUGUUGUUUACGGUGCAUUAUUUUCCAGGCGUCAGGGUAAAACUUUUGGGUAAGUACGAAUGUAACCACGGCAAAUUUUCAUCACCCGAGGCAGGGAGCGAGAAAACAACAUCCCCCCCCCCUCGAAUUGCACCCUUUCGUUUAACGAGUCGAUUCGCUGCUCGCCCACCGUUUUUCUUUUCCUUUUGUUUAGCUCCGUAUUCGAGAAAGCGUCUAAUUAACGCGCGGCGACGGUGUAGCGAAGGGGAAAAAAUAAAAUUGUGCCGGCAACAAUGGGGUCGAAGAAGAGAAAAAGGGUGGCGGAUGAAAAUAUUUUCCUUUGAUUAGCGCUAGUCGAAGGAGGAGAAGAAGAUAACCGGUGACACAACGAAUCCUCCCCCCACCCCCACCCCGUGUCCUGGAAUAUACGUGCACGUACUAUAUUCCUGGCGUUUGCAAAUGGACCACAGACCCUAUCGACGCCUUGACCUCGUGCAAACUGGUGACGCGUUGUCCUUUCGCUCGAAAUAAAACUUGCACGACGUGAAUAUCUACAUAAUACUGUUGUUGUUAUUAUUGUCGUCAUUAUCAAUGUUAUUAUUAAAACAAGGAUAACACUCAAUAUAUAACGCUCCAGUAAGCUCGAAAGUUUUUUUUUUUUUCUUUUCUCUGCGUCAUCAUUAAUUGACCACUUACUGGCCACAAUUAUUUUAAUUACGGCAGCUUACUUAACACAAUUUUUUUUUUGACGCUCGAAGAACGUACGAGAGAAGGGCGACGCCAACAAUCAGCUAGCGCGAGGGGGAGGUACUCGACAACACCGAUAAAGGUUUUAUAACGAUGCCGGAUGAUAGAAAUAUAUAUGUAUAAAAAAAUAACUACGAGGAAGUAGAAAAAAAAAAGUUAAAUAAUAGAACGGAAUGAUUGAUUAAUCUGAUUAAUUAAUUAUCAACUAUUGCUACUCCUACACUGAGCUAUGUAGAAACUAAUAAGUAACAUUGAAUCAUUGCUAUACAAUUAUUAUGAAAUUAUUAUUACGAGUUGACGUCGUCUAUGAAA